AGACAUAUCCCCAGAUCUCAGCCUCAUGAAACUAUGAAAGAUCCCUAAUCAAAUCUUGUGCUCUGGUUUCAGGGCAAAGUCGGUAAACAGCCAUGGGCCUGAGGCUUGCAUCCUCAAGCCCCUGGAAGCGGCACAACGGCACCAUAGGUUUGAUAUAGGCCCAGAAGGAUUCGGGACCUCACGAGACAUGUUGCGCGGGGCUUGGCAUGGUGCUGAGGAGGAGGUCGAGGAUUGUAUAUCUCCCGAGUAAGAGUGAUAAAGCCUCUCGGUGUCUCAAUUGUCUCUUUUCCAACCUCAGUCACUCUCUACACUCAUUCCCUCUCUUCCAAGUUCUUCUACACCACACUCCUUCAAACCCCAAUCAACCCUCCUACCCAUCCCCUCUCUCCUCCCACAAGACCCAAGCCAAGCUCCCAACCAUGCACUUCUCCCUCGUCCUUCUCUCCCUCCUCCCCACCCUCUCCCUCACCGCACCCACCUACGCCAACCUCCGCCUCCAAAAACGCACCGUCACCACCCUCGACCCGGCCGCCUUCGCCGAAGCCCAAGUCCGCGACCCCACCGCAACGCGCGCCUUCUCCUCCACCACCAUCACCACCUCCAGCGGCCUGUGCCUCUUCGUCGACGAGCUCUCGGGCGACUUCCGCGCCAACCUGACGCCCGUGCAAGCCGCCGCGUGCGACGGCAGCGACGGGCAGAGCUGGGACGUCAUCACGGCCGGCAAGCACGACGACCGGCCCGGCACCAUGCUCGUCGUGAGCACCCUCGUGAGUUAACCCCCUCCCCUACCAUUUUCCAAUUCUGGGUUCUGGUGGGGGGUUUGCUGAUUGAUGGGUGCCGCAGACCCAAGCCUGCCUGAACUUCGACCCGCGGCGCGCGGCAGGCAACCAGGUGCUGCUGUUCUCGUGCGGCGGGCGGGCCGACGGCGGCGGCACGGUGACGGAUUCGCAGUUGUUCGGGUUCGAGGGCGGGGCGGGCCCGUUGGCGUUGAGCCCGAAAAAUGCGGCGGGGACGUGCUUGACGAUUGCGAGCGGGAAGGCGUUGGAUCAGGCGCCGUG
Mytilinidion resinicola is the source of this 1058-nucleotide messenger RNA. RefSeq lists its product as uncharacterized. The record is from RefSeq and is a predicted model, not a curated record. The coding region runs from base 207 to 776 and encodes 189 amino acids. Lineage: Eukaryota; Fungi; Ascomycota; Dothideomycetes; Mytilinidiales; Mytilinidiaceae. The transcript has a single exon.